Molecule: messenger RNA, 663 nt
Organism: Dovyalis caffra
Lineage: Eukaryota; Viridiplantae; Streptophyta; Magnoliopsida; Malpighiales; Salicaceae
Source: the annotation of a GenBank genome assembly
AUGUGUGGCGGCACAUUAGAGCACGCAGGAAGGCGCGUGGAGAGCAUCGGCCUUUUGGCUGCUUUGUACCCAGACGCGCGAUGCGGGCACUUUCAAGUCAAUGGUGAUGAUGAGAUUGAGGACGGAGACACGUCAUCUCAUGAGCAUAGCAAAAUCACUGGUGAUGACCACAUGAAACUCAAUAGCGAUUCACUAGCUCUCGGAAGGAGCAUAUGUAUGAUUAAAGAGAUAUUAUCCACUGACCACAGAGAAAAUGGUGAUGGCAAAAGAGUUUCCCAAUUCUUGGAUGAAGCUUAUGCAAAUUUUAUGGAGAAGCUUGAUUCUAGUAGCCAUUGCUCUUCCUUGACACUUUGGGAAGGAAAAGAUGAGGUUGUAGAUGUAGGAGAUAACAAGGUCACUCAGACUUUGGCUCCCAUUCUACAACAUCCCUACUUUGGUCUUCGGGUUAGAGAAAAGGUAGAAAAUACUGCAGCAAAAGUUGAUGAGAAAAUCGUAGAGGUUUCAACAGACAUUGAGGAAUUAACAAGCAAACUAGAGGCACUAAAGCUGAAAAAUGAGUGUGUAAAGUCUCUAGAAUCUUCAAAAAAAUCCAGAUUAAUAGAGGACAGUUUGGAAGAAGCUGAGACCCUAAAGUGGUGGCUUGCAGGUGCAGGUGUGCUUUAA